Molecule: messenger RNA, 954 nt
Organism: Striga asiatica
Lineage: Eukaryota; Viridiplantae; Streptophyta; Magnoliopsida; Lamiales; Orobanchaceae
Source: the annotation of a GenBank genome assembly
ANAAGAUGGAGUGGAGAAAGUGUUAUUUAGAUGUGAUACUUGUGCCAUUGGGUUUAUUAAUAUGCAUGGUAUAUCACGGGUGGCUAUGGCAUAAGGUGCGGACUCAGCCACUGUCAACCAUCAUCGGAACUAAUGCACACGGCCGCCGUUUUUGGGUGGCCGCCAUCAUGAAGGACAACGAGAAGAAGAACAUUCUAGCAGUCCAAACCCUUCGGAACACGAUAAUGGGUUCGACCCUUAUGGCAACGACCUCAAUACUCCUGUGCUCCGGGCUAGCGGCCGUCAUAAGCAGCACUUACAGCGUGAAGAAGCCACUGAACGACGCAGCACUGUACGGGGCCCACGGGGAGUUCAUGGUGGCCCUCAAGUACGUCUCCAUUCUCACAAUCUUCCUAUUCUCCUUCCUCUGCCACUCUCUCUCCAUCCGCUUUACGAAUCAGGUGAACUUCCUCAUCAACUGCCCACCCGACCCAAUCAUCGUCUCACCCGAUUACGUGUCACACCUUCUCGAGCGCGGCUUUGCCCUAAACACCAUUGGGAACCGACUUUUCUACGCUGCGCUGCCACUAUUGCUGUGGAUAUUUGGCCCUGUCCUCGUCUUCCUCUGCUUCGUAACGUUGGUCCCCGUGCUUUAUAAUUUGGACAUUGUGUUUGCUUCUGAUCAGGGCAAAUCAGGUCCUGGUGGAGAUCAAUUUAUGAUUUAAUUUUCGUCUUAAUAUAUAUAUAUGCACAUAUUGUUUGAUUAAAUAUGGAAUGUUAAUUGCACUGCAUCUUUUUCGUUCAUUUCCCCUUAAAACAAUAAACAUGGUAUAUUGGAAUGAAAUUUGAUAGAAAUGGAAUGAGUAAGAAUGUAAUGAAUAUGGGAAUGGAAUGGAAUCAGCUUUUCCAUUGAUGUGUUUGGAAUGCAGAAUGAAUUAGACAUGAAUGGAAUGACAAUACCAUUCUAUAUUAUCA